AUGAAUGAAAGCGGUGAAGAAAGAGACCAGGAAUCUGACCUCUGUGUUGUGGAGUGGUUGUCGGAACGAGAUUUGAACAAUAGCAAGUCUGAUUGGGAUUUAAUUGCUUUAAAUGCUUCGAGCUUGAUUGCAUGGAUCCAAAGAAUCGAAAAAUCAAUUCACAAAAUCACAUUGAAUUACUUCACAAAAUAUUGUGAUGUGAAAAAAUCGAUCAAAGAUGAAAUCGCGUUAGAAAGAGCACAAUUUAUUUCUGACCAAGACUGGCAAGAAUUAUCCUUUAAAUUAGAAAUGAAGGAUGGAUCAAUUAUUGAAAUUGAAUUGAGCAGUGACAUGGACUACUUGAAAGAGUUUUUACAGUUGCAACAACAAACACUUUCCAAUGAUAUCACACCAACACCACCUCAAUAUUUUGAAAAGGACGAACUCGUGCUUGCUCCUUUGAUUUUAUUACAAACAAUUAAGGAAAGUCAUAUUAUAUUUCCUGUUGGAGACGUUCAAAAGCAUUUGAAAGAUUUGCAAAUUCUCAAAUAUCUAGCAAGAUCUUACAAUUUGAGCACUUUUGAAAGAGGAGAUUUCUUUGAACAUCUCGAUACGGAUGAUCCACUCAUGAAAUUCUUCUAUAAUAGAUUCGUAAAGACACUUUGGGCAAGCUUAAUUCCAGAGAAAAUUCGUGCUUGUACAAACAUGGACUUGCUCCAACAAGACAAACCUCUCGAUGAAUCUGAUUUUGAGAAUGCAAUUCUUGAUAUUGAUGAAAUGGUGAAAUUUAAAGAUGAUCAUCUCAUCACCCUCAAGGGUGAUGUUGCAGAUAUAUAUGAAAUGCAGGAAACAACGAACUUUGAGGGUUAUUACUCCACCAACGCCAUUUCCUAUGGUGAUUCCUCAGUUGCGGAUUGGCUUAGCGAAGAAGUUAUGCUCGUGGCCUUGGCAGAAUUUAUUGUUCCAAAAGUCAUGGGUUUCGACAUGAUUUCAGAAAUUGUUUUAAAAAGUAUUCAAUUUUUAUGGAACAAGUAUUCCAGAACCAAUGUGGCAUGGAGCAUUGCCGAUCACAUGGCAUUUGUAUAUUCAGAGUCUCUUUCUAAAUUGAAAGCAUCUGAAGAAAUGGUCAUGGAAAAAUUCGAUGAAAACAAAAAUUCCACAGAUAUGUAUCUCACCAAGUCGGAUUACUGUGGAAUUCAUGAAUUAAUACCCUCCACAUCCGAAUAUCACAAUGAGGGUCUUUCAUUGUUUUCCUCACGUUUUUUUCUCAACUCGGAUGUUCUUUUCCAUAUUUUUGAAUACAUUCCUCAAUUUGAAACCUUAAAGAAUUUACAAUUAUUGAAUAAGGAAUGUUAUCAAUUUAUGAAUGGUUCAAUAUUUUGGAAGAAAAUAUUUUUUCAUCAUUGGCCAGUUGCUUCACAUUAUGUGAGCUCGAUUUCUGAACAAAUGACUGACGACGACGACACUUCAAUAACAUUCAUGCCAUUUGCUGCACCUUUUGAGACCAAUCUUCAUUCUUGCAGAGAUUAUGGAGGAUACAGGCCAGGAGAUAGCAAAUGUUGGGGUUAUCAAUCAGUCCUUGAUUUUUCCAUUCAUAUCGACAGCAUUCAAUUAAUCUCUACCUCUGAAAAAUCAAAGUUGUGGAAUGCAUCUGUCACAGAAUGCUCCUUUGGUGGAAUAGGUGAUCGACAGUCAUUGAAUGAUGAGAAAUAUAAGGCAAUAGUUGGACCCUUUUACGCCUCAAAGAUUGAUCAACGCGAUGCCUUGUCUGUUCUCUCCUUGCUAUUGUCUUUUAUGGGUACUGCUGGAUCUGGCUCGAUUCUGAUAGACAUGGUUUCACUUAUGAAUAAUUACGCGGAUGAGAGAUCAUAUUGGAAUUAA
This is a messenger RNA of Naegleria fowleri, 1860 nucleotides long. RefSeq lists its product as uncharacterized. Gene Ontology annotation, molecular function: protein binding. The coding region runs from base 1 to 1860 and encodes 619 amino acids. The record is from RefSeq and is a predicted model, not a curated record. The transcript has a single exon. Lineage: Eukaryota; Heterolobosea; Eutetramitea; Acrasida; Naegleriidae.